Vanessa atalanta (red admiral) is the source of this 5022-nucleotide messenger RNA. It is a transcript of the gene Sec31, whose product is annotated as protein transport protein Sec31A. NCBI's taxonomy places the organism in Eukaryota, Metazoa, Arthropoda, Insecta, Lepidoptera, Nymphalidae. The record is from RefSeq and is a predicted model, not a curated record. Gene Ontology annotation, cellular component: COPII vesicle coat; endoplasmic reticulum exit site. Bases 85 to 3885 code for a protein of 1266 amino acids. Gene Ontology annotation, biological process: COPII-coated vesicle cargo loading; endoplasmic reticulum organization; endoplasmic reticulum to Golgi vesicle-mediated transport. The transcript has 27 exons. Gene Ontology annotation, molecular function: structural molecule activity; protein binding.
UGUCAAAUCAGGAAUAUUUACGUCAGCCACGUUGGAAGUGCCAACUCGGUGUUUUUAUGUUUUUAGUGAGGCUGCUGCAUCAAGAUGAAGAUCAAAGAGUUAAAAAGGACGGUGAAUAUGAGCUGGUCGCCAGCGGAGCAUUACCCGACAAUGCUCGUGACCGGCUCCGCAGCUCAGCAAGUUGAUGCCUCUUUCAGCACGAAUUCCUAUUUGGAACUGCAUUCUCUUAACUUGGGUGACUCAAGUCUUGAUUUUGAAAUGAAAUCAAGCAUACAAACAAAGCAUAAGUUUCAAAAGUUAGUGUGGUCAGGUGCAGGUAUCAUCGUGGGUGGCUGUGAUGGAGGCUUGUUAGAAUUUUACAGUGCAGAGAAAUUACUUAAUAAUGCUAGCGACUCACUUAUUGGCAGCAGUUCCAAACAUAACGGUCAUGUUUCCGCGCUCGACGUUAAUCCUUAUCAGAAGAAUCUCUUGGCUUCCGGUGCGUCAGACAGUGAAAUCUUUAUCUGGGACCUUAACAACACAAGUCAGCCAAUGGCACCCGGCAAUCGAAGCCAACCUUACGACCAUGUCCAGGGUCUAGCUUGGAAUCAGCAGGUACAACAUAUUCUAGGAUCCACAUUUGCUACGAGAUGUUUAGUAUGGGAUCUCAGAAAGAAUGAACCUAUUAUGAAGUUGAGCGACUCGCAGUUCCGCACGCGCUGGCGCGCGCUGGCGUGGCACCCCGGCGUGGCCACGCAGCUGUGCGUCGCCUCCGAGGACGACCAGGCGCCCGUCGUGCAGCUCUGGGACCUCCGAUUGGCUGCGUCCCCGCUGGCGACCCUGGAGGGACACGAGAAGGGCGCGCUGGCGCUGUCCUGGAGCCGGCACGACCACGAUCUGCUGCUGUCGGCCGGACGAGACGGGAGACUGCUCGCCUGGAACCCGAACAACACCAAACCGGGCGGUGAGCUGGUGGUGGAAGUGAACCGCCAGUCGGCGUGGGUGUUCGACGUGGCGUGGGCGGCGCGCGAGCCCGGCCUGCUGGCCGCCGCCUCCUUCGACCACUCGCUGGCGCUGCACACGCUGUUCGCGACCAGCAGCGCAGCGGGCGGCAGCAGCGCGAGCACCAACAACAUAAUGGACUCGUUCGGCGGCGCGGACUCGUUCGCGGCGCUGCCCGCCGUGCAGCUCAGCGCGCCGCCGCCCGCCGCGCCCGCGCAGCCGCCGCGCGCGCCGCGCUGGAUGCGCCGCCCCGCCGCCGCCAAGUUCGCGUUCGGUGGAAAAUUAGUAACAUUCGAGAAAUGCCCACAAGAGACCGACUCACACAAGCUGGUAUACGUAAGCCAGGUAGUGAGUGAACCAGAAAUAGUCGAAAAGGCGUUCGAGUUGGACACCGUGAUAGGACUAACCCUCAGCCAGGAGCCCGGGGCUGCGGAGAAAUUGGCUGAAUACUGUCGUGUGAAGGGCGACGCGGCGACGGACCAACACGAGCGCUUCACGUGGUUCUUCCUGCGAGCCAACUUCCUUCCAACGUACCGGACCGAGAUACUGAACUUGCUCGGCUUCAAGCAAGAAGAGAUAUCGUCAAAGUUCAAGAGUCAACCGAACAAUGAACCACGCGCCCCACAGGACAACUUCGGACUCAGUAGAGGAGAAAGCACUGAGACCGAAGCGGAACUGUCAACGGACACAAGCACGGACCUAUCUGAUGCUCAAACCUUGAUCGAAAAGAAGCUCGCAAGCAUAGACCUCGAACCGACUGUGACUAACGUCGUCAUACCGAGCGGUGACGAUUCAACGAGCCUUAUCUGCCGCGCGCUCGUGUGCGGCAACAUCGAGGAAGCCGUCGACCUCUGCCUCGAGGCGAAAAGAGUAUCCGAUGCGCUCAUCAUCGCCUCGUUAGGCAGCCCGGAGCUGCAGUACCGCGUGCAGCGCGCGCAGCUGAGCGCGCGCGCCGCCGACCCCGUGGCGCUGGUGGCGGGCGCGCUGCUGCGCGGCGCCUGGGACGGCCUGCUGCGCGCCGUGGCGCCCGCCGCCUGGAGGCACGCGCUGGCCGCGCUCGCCGCGCACUGCGAGCCGCGCGCGCUGGCGCACUACUGCGAGGUGCUGGGCGACAAGCUGGCGGCGGAGAGCGAGCCGGCGCUGCGCGACGCGGCCGCGCUGUGCUACGUGUGCGGCGCGCACGGGGACGCGCUGGCGGCGCGCGCGCUGCGGGCCGCGCCGCCCGCCGCCGCCGAGCUGGCGCGCCAGGCCGAGCUGGCGCUGCUGAUGCGCGCCGCGGCCGCCGUGCAGGGCCGACCCGCCCAGGAGGGCGGGCAGCUGGACGCGCUGCUGAGCCGCUACGCGGCGCGCGUGGCGGCGCAGGGCUGCCUGCACAGCGCGCUGGCGGCGCUGCGCGGCGCGCGCUCCGAGCUGCGCGAGCGCCUGCACGCCGCGCUGGCCUCGCGGGACCAGAAGCAGCAGCAGUACCAGCAGCAGCACCAGCAGCAGCAGACGUCGACGCGUGCGCGUACAGUGAGCACUCACUCGAACUUCGCAAACAAUGAAAACAUUGGGGCUUACAAAAUGCAACCCCCAGCAGCGACCCACGAGCCUCAGAGUUGGUCCGCAAGCUCUCACCCGCCACGCCCCGCGAGUGUCUCUUCACAGCCUGGUGGAAUCACAAGUCGUUCGAAAUACAAAGUCGAUCCCUCGGUUCAGUCCGCACCUCUUUACAAUCAAUAUAGCUUUAACAAUCCACCCCAGGCCCCCUCCUACGGGUACAACAGCCCCAUACCGGAUCAGUACAGUGCCGCUAGCGUGCCCAGUCAUAACUUCGCACCCAUCAACCAGCAACAGAAUUAUCAAUCGAAUCCUCCCCAAUUAAUGAACCCAUUAAAUUCAGCACCCUUAAAUCCGAUGAACCCAUUAAAUCCGGCGCCGUUGAAUCCGAUGAAUCCAUUAAAUCCGGCGCCGUUAAAUCCCAUGAUUCCGUUAAAUCCGAUGAACACGUUAAACCAGUCGAACAAUGCGACGUUGAAUCCCAUGCACCCGUCGGUGAACGGUAACUACUACCAGGCGGCGGAGGCCGCUCCCGCGCCCAAGCCGGCGGCGCCCGGCUGGAACGACCCCCCCAUGUUGACCUCGAGGCCCAAGUGCUUUGGGCACGAGGACAUGUCGGCGCUACACGCGGGCACUCGCCAGUGGAGCCACAUUAUAGAGCACAGGCGACAUUACGAGCCAAAACAAGAGAUCCAACAACAAGCUCCGAUCACGCAUCCCUUAUUCGGUGUUGAGCCCCCCCAAUACGUGCCAUUAGUACCCACAUCUCAAUAUCCCGGCCAGCAAGCUCAGUACCCCGGUCAACAGGCUCAAUAUCCGGGUCAGCCGGCUUCAUACCCUGGCCAACAGCAACAGUAUCCUGGUCAAAUGGGGCAGUACCCCGGUGAGACGACCCAGUACCCUGGACAGUAUGCCGAUCAGCAGUACCAAGGGUCGUACCAGCCGGCAAUGCAAACAGGAUAUCCUCAACAGGUGGAGAGUCCCGCUCCAGCAGAGCCGGCGCCGGUACAGAAGGGUCCUCUCCCCGCGGAAUACGUCGACUUGCAAACUGUUUUUGAUUCCCUCCGCAAUGCCUGUUCCGAAAAGGCUACCAAUCAGCAAAUGAAGAGGAAACUAGAAGAUGUCCAAAGAAGGCUCGAGACAUUGUACGACAUGCUGCGGGAACAUAGGCUGUCGGAGGCGGCGCUGGCGCAGCUGCGCGAGGCGCGCGCGGCGGGCGCGGCGGGCGAGCACGCGCGCGCCCUGGCGGCCGUGGCGGCGCUGGCCACGGGGCCCGACUUCGCCGCCGCCGCCGCCUUCCUGCCCGGCCUCAAGAUGCUGUUCCUGCUGGCCGCGCAGCUGCGGGCGCAGCCGCAGCAGCGGUGAACUCGAAGGGGACGACGGAGGCCCGAGCUAUUUUUUCCGAGAUGUUCCUAACAAAUAUAACUUCCUCCCCCUCCAGCUGAGCAUUCAUUUGCUAUCAGUCGAUCCGAUUGUCGAAACGGCAGACCUUUUCAUGUGUGAGCAUCGAGCUGGUGCAGCUGUAACUUUUCCAUAUUUCACUAGUUACUGCUUAAACUAGUAUGUGUUUUGUACAUAUGUACAUACAUACAUUUAUACCUAACAUAUUAACCGAGCCUCCAGCUAUUUAGCCAAUUAAAACGUAUUAUAUUAGUUAACUAUCGACGUAAAAUAAGUUGUAAAAUGGAUCGUAAAAAUAAAUUUAAAUUUGAAUUGUAAUCUAAUUUUGCUUCUACCUCAAAAAUUCCCCCUCCCCUUAACCUCGUAUACGCUCGCUAGUAACACUAUAUAAUAUCAAUUUCAGUAGAAUUUGUACAAUUUGUAAGGGAGGAUUGUUUAAAUUACAAUAAAAAAGAAAUCUAUAAUAUUUAAAAAGCUGAAAUAUUAUUACAUAAUUUAUGUCGGGUAAAUUCUAUUGAAAUCAAAUAUUUAAAUAAUUAUACAUAUUUUAAUAUUAAAUUAUUUCAUAUGCGUUAUAAUGAAUAUUAAAGUUUUAGUAAAUAUUUAAUUCGAAACUAUUAUAACUUGCGUCUAUUAAGGUGACACUCACUUGGUUCGCUAGCGUCUGACGACACACGUGACAACUCGUCGUAUAGAUUGAACAUUAAAUUAAAAAGAUUUUCCAUUCAUUCUUCUUUGAUAUUUGCUAAAAGCGAUAAAAGGACGGAAAUACGUCAUUUCUCAUCUUUGCCUUUUUUUGUCGCAUCUGUGCAACCAAAGCUACGCCACACUAAGUGGAGUGUCGCUAUUAUUGUGUUAAAAUCAAUGAUUAAAUUAAAAAUCUAGCACUUAGAAAUUAUAUAUUAAAUUAUAUAAUUGGUUUUAUAAUGUUUAAAGUUAUUGUAUUUAUGUAAAUAUUCCAUUAACUACGAUUUGAAUGUGCUAUUCGUUAACGAUUGACGGACGUCUCUAAAGACAUUCAUUGAGUUUAAUUACUUAAUCUAUUUUAUGACUAAUAUUAUAAUUUUGUGUAUCAAACGCAUGUUUGUAAUCGAAUGAUGU